GAGGAGAAGCUACCGAUGCCGUUGCCCUUCCUGUCUGGGCACCCGAGGCGGCCCUCGUCGCCACGGUUGGAUUCGCCCGGAAAUUCUGCUCAGAACGCCCCCUUGGGGAGGUUCAGAGAGUGACGGUAUCGGUACCGCGUAGUUCCCCAGGAUCGGCGUCGAGCCCUCCUGGCGGCGCUCUCGGCGCCGCCCGUGGCUCUCUCCGCGCGCCAGGGAGGGUGGGGUCCAGCGCCGACCCAAGAAUCCCGCGCGGGCCUCCGAAAGUUUGUGUGCUGGCCGCUCUUCCUGCUUCUGGACGUGCAGGAGUCCACCACGGUGGCCAUCUUCAGCAAGGUGUCGGACAUGAAGAGCCGGGGCGAGGUCGUCAACGGCGCCCUCUGCGUCGGCCAGCCCGACUUCCCGCCGCCGCCCGAGGCGAUCCGGGCCACGGCGGACGCUGCCAGCCAGGGCCUCACCAGUUACACGGGCGUGACUGGCACCCUCGAGCUGCGCUCCGCGGUGUGCGAGUACCUCUCGGCCGAGAAGGGCCUCACCUACAAGCCGGACGAGGUGUUGAUCGCGAGCGGCGGCAAGCAGGCCAUCUACCAGGUCGUGGUGGCUCUGUGCCAGGCCGGCGACGAGGUGGUCGUGCCCGCGCCAUACUGGACCUCCUACCCAGACUUAAACAUCGUCCGCUUGUCUGGCGCCUCGCCAGUCAUCUUGACAACCACCGCCAAGCAGGGCUACGCCAUCGAACCAGAAGCGCUGGCGGCCGCCAUCAAGCCUUCGACUCGCAUGCUGAUCGUGUGCAACCCUUCUAACCCGACUGGCUGCGCGAUGUCCAGGGAGCAGUGCGAGGCUGUGGCGGAGGUUCUGCGGCGGCCUGAGAACCAGCACGUUUAUGUGCUGUCCGACGAGAUCUAUGAGCGCAUCACGUUCGAUGGGUUGAAGCACGUUUCUUUCGCUGCCCUUGACGGUAUGUGGGAGCGAACGCUUACUAUCAACGGAUUCUCGAAGGCCGGAUAGCGAUGUCUGAAUCACCACUGCCAUCAUGUGCGGAUGGGCUUAAAGUUCUUGGAACCAUG
This is a messenger RNA of Prorocentrum cordatum, 1064 nucleotides long. The record is from the annotation of a GenBank genome assembly. NCBI's taxonomy places the organism in Eukaryota, Dinophyceae, Prorocentrales, Prorocentraceae.